UUCACCAACCUUUCCGAACUACCGAAGGCACAGUCGCACAGAGAGAGAGAGAGUAUUUCCUAUUUCGUAUUUUGUGUAUUGCGUUACGUUUUGUUUCGAUUAGUUACUUAAUUUUUCGUCUACCAACCACUCUUCUCUAUCAGUCAUUCGUUUUCUCUAGUUCUUUUUCCUUGCGAGCUACCGUUUAUGUUAUCGUCAUUUUUUUUCUUCUUUCUAAAUUUACGGUAUUUACACUUUUGGUUUUUUUCCUUGAUUCCUCUAACGCUUGAGCAUUCCAUUAGAUGCUGUUCGAUUUCCGGGCAUCUGGAGCUGAAGUCUACUCCGGUUUCUGAUCGAACCAGAGUGGCUUCUAUUUUGGUCUCCAAUGUUUCGCGUUCUACAGAGUACAGACGUGAAAAGCGAAAGUGGUUCAUGCUGUUGUUUUUAGUGUCUUGCCCCUCCUCCCCUGUAAGCUGUAGGGUUUCUUUUGCAAAUGCAGAUUCGGAGAACCAUGGCUAACUACUAACCUCCCCUCGUUUUUAUUGUUGGGGGCUUAUUCAGUUUCGUUUCUUAUGUAUAUUUGGUUUGCUUCUCUGGGAUUUGAGAAAUUUCGAGCUUGGUUGGGUUCGCCGGAAAGAUGGCGUAUAAUGCCGAUGAUGCCGUGGGUCCAGAACUGAAGCUGCAAGUUGGGGAGGGAAACGGGGAUUAUGUGAGAUUGGAAUGCUCGAAUAACUGCCAAGUGAAUGAAUUCAAAAGGACGGAGCCUUCAUCUUCUAUUAAGUGCAGAUCGUUAUGGGGCAGAUCAUUGUGGUGGUGGGCGAAGGUGAUUCUAGCGGGCAUUUGUGUGGGGUUGCUCUCCGCAGCAUGUCUCAUUUGGGUUGUCCCUUUCGUCCUCGAUAAGGAAAUUUUCCCAAUCUUGGACUGGGAGAUGGCAACAUUCAGUCCACCUGUGCUUGCGGUUAUACUUUUUGCUUCUGUGGCAUUAUUUCCUACCCUAUUGUUGCCAUCUACACCUUCUAUGUGGGUGGCUGGGAUUACGUUUGGAUAUGGUAUUGGGUUCUUGCUAAUCAUAGCAGGGGUGUCUGUGGGUGUAUCAUUGCCAUAUUUUAUUGGUUCUUGCUUUCAUCAUAAAAUCCAAAGGUGGUUAAAGAAAUCACCGAAGAGAGCUGAAUUUAUAAGAUUAGCUGGUGCAGGAGAUUGGUUCCAUCAGUUUCGAGCAGUGGCCUUACUGAGGAUUUCUCCAUUUCCAUAUCUUAUUUUGAAUUAUGCUGUAGUUGCAACAAACAUCAAGUAUGGUCCUUACAUACUGGGGUCAUUGGUAGGAAUGGUACCUGAAGUUUUUGUUACAAUUUACAGUGGCAUUAUGAUAAGGACAUUGGCGGAUGCGGCACAUGGCCGGAAAUCCCUCUCAACGCAGCAGACCAUUAUCAACAUUUUCGGUUUCUCUGCAACCCUUGCUGCGACUGCAAUAAUCACUCUCUAUGCAAAGCGCCAGCUCAAGGAACUUAAGGAUGAAGAGGAGCCACUGCUGGAGUAGGCUUGGUUUUGAUAGUGGCAGAGAUGUCUUCUGGCUAUGCCUAGUUGAAAUGUAUUCCUGAGCCAAGUACAUGCGCUUAGUGCUAUAUUUCUACGUCACUGAGUGCUGCCAGUCAUUGGGAUCAACAGGGAUUGCAUAUUUGCAUGGAGGUUACUGAUGCCACGUCUUAUUUUUUGUUUUGUUUUUUUUUUCUAUGGGGAAAAGGGGGAUGGUUAUACUUAUUCAAGUGUAUAUAUAUAUGCUAGUGGUGUAUGGGUUUAUGAGAAGCAGCGAAGCAAAUUACUAUUGGAUAUGAACAUACCAUCGACAUCUUCACAAGGUCAGGGUGAGCCGAAAAAAAGAGAAAUUAAGCCUUAAAAUUGGAAGGCGCUUAUCCCAUUGAAAGUCUCUUAAGUCUUAACUGUUGAUGAAUGUAUUUACAUUUUUUGUGUGUAAUUCUCAAGUUCUCGAAGUUAAAAUCACAAGGUCAUUUUCUGUGUGUAA
This is a messenger RNA of Nelumbo nucifera (sacred lotus), 1999 nucleotides long. RefSeq lists its product as uncharacterized. The record is from RefSeq and is a predicted model, not a curated record. Lineage: Eukaryota; Viridiplantae; Streptophyta; Magnoliopsida; Proteales; Nelumbonaceae.